Molecule: messenger RNA, 4442 nt
Organism: Colias croceus (clouded yellow)
Lineage: Eukaryota; Metazoa; Arthropoda; Insecta; Lepidoptera; Pieridae
Gene: mew
Product: integrin alpha-PS1-like
Exons: 17
Coding region: 216-3587 (1123 amino acids)
Biological process (GO): integrin-mediated signaling pathway; cell adhesion mediated by integrin; cell-cell adhesion
Cellular component (GO): integrin complex; external side of plasma membrane
Molecular function (GO): integrin binding
Source: RefSeq, a predicted model, not a curated record
UCCGACUUGUUAUGUCUACGUAGUAGAGUCGACAGAAUUUCGAAUAAAGUUGAGCGGGAAUACUCGACCGGCGAACGGCAUCCGCGCUGGGGGUCUCUUCGCCCGGGCGGCUCAAAACAAUCAUACGAUAAUCGCGAUGUGCCAAAUUAUAACUGGUUCACAGUGAAUUGGUGCGAUAAUUCGAUUUAUAACACGAUAAUAUUACGAUUAGAACUAUGGCCGCGAAAGUUUGUUGUAUGUGUGUAUUAUUUUUGUGCAUUUUGUACAGUGCUCGUAGUUUUAACUUGGAACCGAGGAUCCCUGUGAUAAAGUUGGGAGAGGCAGGCUCUUAUUUUGGAUUUUCAGUUGCUGAACAUCUUACGAUAAAUAGUGAGAGCGACAAGACGAGUUGGCUUCUUGUAGGAGCGCCGCUGGGUCAAAACCUUCAGCCAAACACGACGAAGUCCGGAGCUUUGUGGAAAUGUCGACUCAGUACGUCCUUACGAGACUGCGAACAAAUUGUAACUGAUGGAAAAAGAACGAAGUACGGCAAGAUAAACACGACUCUGGACUCAAUCCACCUGUCUGGGCCGCAUCCUGAUGAGAUCAAAGAUGGGCAAUGGCUUGGCGUAUCAGUUCGGAGUCAGGGACCAGGAAAGAAGGCUGUCGUUUGUGCACACAGGUAUAUCCGAAAGUCCGGAGAGUCUCAAUUUGGACAAGGUCUUUGCUACACACUAAGCAACGACCUUCAAUUAGUCGAUGUAUGGGAGCCAUGUCGAGGCCGGUCCGUGCAAAGAGAGCACGAAGAAUUUGGUUUUUGUCAAGUGGGAACGAGUAGUUCACUGUUAGAAGAUGAUACUCUAGUACUAGGCAGUCCCGGACCUUACACUUGGAGAGGAACUAUAUUUAGUCAGGACACGAAUGAUGAUCUGAUUGAACGUGAUCACGUUGUUUAUAUGGCUCCAGUGGAGGAUGGAGCGAGUCCAGUAGAAAAAUAUAGCUAUCUCGGUAUGUCGGUAUCAGGCGCCAGCUUCUUCGGCAAGGAACCUUCAUAUGCUGCAGGAGCACCGAGAGCACAUGGAACCGGUCAGGUUGUUAUCUUCAGUAAACGAGUCAUAGAUGAUUGGACGAGAACGGACGUGGAUAUCCUUAACUUUACUCUAUUGCUAAAUGGCGAACAAUUUGGCUCAAGCUUUGGUUAUGAAGUGUCUUCAGCUGAUGUAAAUGGAGAUGGUUUACCAGACCUUCUAGUUGGUGCACCAUUUUAUUUUUCACGUGAUGCAGGCGGUGCUGUAUAUCUGUAUCUCAACAAAAACCACAAUUUACCUCAAGAAUACAGUCUCAAACUAACGGGAAAAUCAGAAUCACAAUUCGGAAUAGCAAUAGCAAACACAGGAGACCUAAAUAAAGACGGGUGCGAGGAUAUAGCUAUCGGCAGCCCCUAUGAAGGGAAUGGUGUAGUAUAUAUUCAUAUGGGGGAUAGAAAGACUGGGCUUAAAGCUAAACCUGAUCAGAUUAUAAAAGCGGAGUCGUUGCCAAUAGUAAUGAAAACAUUUGGCUAUUCGUUAUCAGGUGGCACAGAUCUAGAUUCUAACGGCUAUCCAGAUCUUCUGGUUGGCGCUUAUGAAAAUAGCAGUGUUGCUUUCAUCCGAACCAAGCCAAUUAUAGAUAUCAAGACAUCGAUAAGGCCAACGAAUACAAUUAUAAACAUUGACCCAACAAUACAGGGGUGUGAAAAAGACCCAAAAUCUAACUACACGUGUUUUCAUUUCCAAGCAUGUUGUAUAAUCAAAUCUUUAGUGAGAUCUAGUCAUAGCAAUGUACAUGAACUUAAUUACGUCGUAGAAGCAGAAACUUUUCCUGGUGGAAGAAAGUAUUCCAGAGUUUUCUUUGAUUCUGAAAAAUCUAAUAUUGUGAACAAAACAAUUCAACUAGGAAAAGACGAAGAACAUUGUAGGGAGCAUAUUGUUUAUCUGAAAAAUAAUACAAGAGAUAUCCAAACGCCGAUCAAAUUCCAAGUGACAUACAAAAUAGUUCACAUAGAUCCCCAAUACUCGAGUAGUGGUGAACUCCCAAACAUUGAUGACUACCCAGUACUAAACGCAACGGCGACAACGGCAUUCAGUGCUAACUUCCUAAAUGAUUGUGGUCUGGAUGGAAUCUGCGUAAGCGAUCUCGUUGUGGACCCUGUCUUGCAACUUCCCAAAACUGAAGAUGGAAAAUCGUAUGCUCUUACAUUGGGCCAGGAAGAGGAGAUUAAGUUGUCUAUUUCAGUGGAUAAUUAUGGAGAGUCCGCUUAUGAGGCACAGCUAUUUGUACAACAUCAUGCAAGCUUGCAUUAUAUCGCUGCUAAUAUAAGUGGUAAGCACAUGAUAUGUACAAGCGUGAACAAAACAACAGUAUCUUGCCUCCUCGAAAACCCGUUUAAGAAACAAGCGGAUGGCUCAGUGCCCAUAACAAUAAGAUUUGAUGCCAGAGCUUUGGAAGAUAACGAGCCGUCCGUCGUCUUCUCAAUUUGGGCUAACUCUACUUCUAAAGAACUACACCCUGGAAAGAAACCAGUACAAAUUGAAGCUUUGGUGAUUAAGAACGCUGAGCUCCUAAUAAAAGGAGCUGCACGACCGGAACAGGUAUUUUACGGUGGAGAAGUAAAAGGAGAAUCAGCUAUGACCUACUUUGAUGAUAUAGGAACCAGAGUUAUACAUACAUAUCAGGUAUUUAACGAAGGUCCUUGGCGUGUAUCGUCGCUGCAAGUAGUAAUAUCGUGGCCUCAUCAAGUGGCAUCUGACAGUGACCAGGGAAAAUGGUUGCUCUAUCCUGAAGACGUGCCUACUGUUGAUGGAGAGGCCGAUCAAAGUAACGGCGAAUGUUUUAUAAUUUAUGGAAGUGAAAUCAACCCUCUGAAACUCACAACUCGACCUGGAUCUUUUGAACCAUAUCUGGAAAAUUUGGAAAUGGAUCCAUUUUUAAGCGCUGGAAAAUUGAGUGCCACCUCUAGUGAGAAAGAACAUAACUCUACGCUUAAGAAAGCAGUUGAAUUUAGAAGUGGUGCCGAAAACAAAAUAAGGAAAAAGAGGGAAAGCGAUAUCGUUAAAGCUGAAGCUUAUACGGAUAAGGAUGGUCAGAGAAAGCACGUUGUCAACAUGAACUGCCAAAAGAAAACAGCCAAAUGCAUUCAAUUCCAAUGUGUAAUAUACAGAUUGGGACGCAUGCAAGCAAGUACCAUCACAGUAAAAGCCCGGCUUUGGAAUUCUACCUUGGUGGAAGACUACCCACGAGUUAGCCAUGUCAACAUCGCUUCUACUGCGUUCAUUCAUAUUCCAGAACAUUAUAACAUCCAUCAGAAUAAGCGGCACGAUGAUACUGCGACGGUCGAAACCGUUGCGUAUCCAGACUUGAAGAUAAGCGAGCCUUCAGAAGUACCAUUGUGGGUUAUAAUUGUCUCAAUUAUAGUAGGCCUCAUAGUUCUCAUACUUCUCAUAAUAGCGCUUUGGAAACUCGGAUUCUUCAAACGAAGUCGGCCAGACCCUACGUUAUCUGGUAACCUGGAGAAGAAUAACCACGAAUCUAGUCCGUUUAUUGGUCGAGAUAGGAACAGUAUCCGAUAGCUGGUUGUCAGAUAAUUGUGUAAAACAGUGUAAAUAGAAAGUUUUGUAUGAUACAAUGCAGAUGUUUUUGUAUGGAUUGGAUAUUAGCAACAUCUAGGACAGUAGAAAAGUAAAGUAACAUACAUUUGAGUAAGUGUAUUUUUAAAAUUGAUUUAACUCUUGCUUAAAAUAAAAGAUGAAUAUAACAGCCUGUGUUAUGUUGCUGAAUUUUAUCCAUACAAAACGAAGAAUGGACGUAGUGAAACUUGCGUAAUAGUGUUAAAUUUAUACAAGAAAAGGUUUUAUAGGUAGGUAUAUUUAAUAUCAUUUGACUGUGAUGUCUUCGUAGAGGAUUAUAUUAUGUGUGUAAGUACGAAAUGUUCUGGAAACGGCGUUUUAUUGUUGUUACAAGGCUCUUGUAUGAGAGAUUUAACUAUUGUUUUUAUUUUGCAUUUCUUAAGUGUAAUGAGAAGAUUUUCUAUGAUUGUUUAUAUAAAUGAAUAUGUAUUAUUCUGUAAAUAAUACUUGCCUUAUUAUUUAUGAAAUUUUAGCAUAAGGACAAGUUGACUAGAUUUUUUACUAGUCAAAUUUAAUUAGGAAUUUUAUAAUGACUUAGGUUUGUAAAAACCAUGAUGUUGUAUUUUUUUCUUACACUUAAUAAUGAGCUACUUAGAUAUUGUUCUACUUACUUGUUGCUACUUAUUUUUAUUUAUCAAUUUUAGUUUUGUUGAAUAUAUUGUUCAAACUGUAUUUUUAACAUGGUUUAAAUACACAUUGUAAUGAAAUAAAUUUCUGUACACCUAUUGUACUUAUUUUUUAAGCAUUUAAAGUACUUAUGAUUUUUAAAUGUGGCAAAAUACGAUAUUGAUUUUCAUU